CUUGGUGGGCACAUUUCUCCUAGUUUUGGUGGGAAGCUUCCCAAGUGCUUUGCAUCCAUGAGGGGUUAAAUGGGUCAGGUCGGCGGAGGAGAAUCUACAAGGUGCUGUUACGGAGCAGCCAAAGGAGGCGGUUCUGGAGGAUCAAAAUGGCUCCAACGAUCUGAUUGUUGAGGAUUUUGUUGUCAAAGAAGAUGUUGGUAUGGCUGAGGGACGCCAGCGUGAGAUUGAUGAAUAGAGUGGUGAACUUGCGAGUUGUGAGCAUGAAUGUCGGCAGGCAGGUAAUGGGCGUCGACAGAACUGCAGCCGCCUGGGGCUUCAGGAGGGGACCUAUGAAGGAGUACGACGAGAAGAUGAUCAUCCAGAUAUACAGGUCACUGAUGUUGAGAAGCACCGUUGACAUAGGUUCAAACUCAGUGGAAAACCAUUCGGUCACUUAUCAGCACGCGGAGCUUGAUGAUUUUGUAUUAUCUAUUGAAGAAAGUUCUAAUAAGUUGAGACAUCAAUUCUGCCAGCAGUUCAUAUUCAGAGUACUGUCUACUCAUGGAAGCCAUGAAAUUACUCUAGCCACUCACGAUAAAGAACAGUGUGAUGCCAACACAAUCCCCAAUUUAAUGCCCUCUGGUGCUCUUCAGUUUUUAUUUCUAGAACUGAGGAAAUUGGAGCAACUUGCUGAAGGAAACGUUUUGGAAGCGGAUUGGUUGAUGGGCUUGCUUACAGAGAUGAUGGAGUCCAUCUUUAUCUGCGUUUCCCAAAACAAGAACAUUCUCGGAAGUGCAGAAGAGAAUACAAGUUCAGAACAUGAUGACCCCAAGCAGGUUUUGAUCUGUCGAUCCCAGGACUCUGAAGCACACUUCCUUUAUCUCUUUAUGAUCCAUGCUUGA
Molecule: messenger RNA, 881 nt
Organism: Neltuma alba
Lineage: Eukaryota; Viridiplantae; Streptophyta; Magnoliopsida; Fabales; Fabaceae
Exons: 3
Coding region: 192-881 (229 amino acids)
Biological process (GO): Golgi to plasma membrane transport; exocytosis; intracellular protein localization
Cellular component (GO): exocyst
Source: RefSeq, a predicted model, not a curated record